Messenger RNA from Paramecium sonneborni, 1362 nucleotides. Lineage: Eukaryota; Ciliophora; Oligohymenophorea; Peniculida; Parameciidae. The record is from the annotation of a GenBank genome assembly.
GAAAAGAAAGGAUAUGUGAUGAGAUAAUAAUUUAUAUCCAAGGAUUUGAUGCCUCUAUUAAAAUAGUGUUUUUGUGGCUAAUAUGUAAAUCCAGAUUAGGUACUUGUGCUUUGUACAUCAUGUGAAAAGCCAUUUCAUGCUGAAUGUUUAAUUAAAUAAUUUGAUUAAGGAAAUGCUAAUUGUGAUUCAUGUAGAGAAAUUCUUUCUAAUAAUUAAAUAACAGAUCGUAUAAGGGAUGCAUUAUAGGUUAGACCGUCUACAAUUGUUAUUUAAUCUAAUUAAUAAAAAACAUAUGAAUAAUAAAAAGCUAUUUAGAUUGAAGAAGAAGAAGAAGAAGAAUAAAUUGAUAGAAAUGAAAGAAGAAUUGAUUUAGAAAAAAUUGUUAAAAAAAUAAAAACAAAAGAUGGUCCAAUUCAAUCUAAAGUUCAAACUGUUAAAUAAGACACAAAAGUUUAAAUUGUAAACUAAAAUACUAAUGGAAAUUCUAAAGAAAAAAAUUAAAUACAUGAAACUCAUGUUCCAUAAACUAAUCAUCCAGAAUAGUCAAAACCAUAAUCUUAACCUUUUAAAAAUAUAUCAUCAUAAGCUGUUGAAAAAAUGAAAAGUUGGGUUGAGAGAUAUAGAUAAAUGGAAUCAAAUGUUUCUAAUUUUGAAAAGAAAAGAUAAGAAGUUAGAGAAAAAUUCUUUUCAGUUAUUUUUUAUGGUAUAGAAGAAUUAAAAGAUAUGUAUGAAAAAGAUCCAUCAUCUAUUACUCAACUUGAAAGAGAAAUUAUAAGUUACACUGAUAAUGCAUUAUUUUAAUAUAUUAAGAAUUUAGCUUUAGAUAUUGAAGUUUAUACUCAUAUCAAAUUUAACACAUAAUAUAAAACAAAAUUAGAACCUUUAUAUGUUGAUAGGUGUAAAUUAAUAUAUUUACACAUGAAAGAUGAUAAAAAUUUAGAAUUAAGAAGAAAAGUCAUAUCUAAAGAAUUUUAAGCAUAAGAUUUGAGUACUAGAGAUGAAAGAGAUCUCUAUAAUCCUGAAAAAAGAAGAUAAACAUAAGAAAUAGCUAUGAGAGUUAUUGAACUUAAUUAAAAAGAAAAAGAUGAUGAAUAAAAAAUUAUCAAAGAUAUCGAAGAUGUAUCAUUUUCAAGAAAUGUAAAUUUAAUAUUUAUUUUAGCAAUCAAUUAAUGAAGAAAUUUCUAUUCCUACUUAAAAAAAAGAUGGACAUUCAACUAAAAAUCUUUUAAAAGAAAAAAUGAUGGAAUAUUCUGUUGAAAAAUCAAUCAUAAGAUUUAAGAAAAGAAUUGCCGAUGAACUUAAUGAAAAAGAAAGAUUAUAAAUAUUAGCCAGUCUAGAAUAGUUUUAACUGCAUUAAUGAAG